CGUUAUCCUUCAUUAGUUGCAAUCCAUUAUAAUCCAGUAAAGGCCUUGACCUGAGGCUGCAUUGAAGCGUCUCACCUGCUAGACACGGCAUGCCUUUGCUCUCUCUCUCUAACCCACUCUCACCUGCAGCAGCACAACCUUAAGGGAGAGUUUUCAAACAGAAUAUAAUGCCAGAACACUCAGCCAUUUAGCACAUGACUCAUAACGUUCAGUAUUUAUUCGAGCAGCGGGCCAGUUGGCAUCAAACCACCAUACAUCAGGCCUGAACACAGCAGCAGCAGAACAUCUCACCUCCAUGUUAUGACAGCAGCUUAGAUGAACGCUUUUUUAAACGUGCUCUUUGUACAGAGCAUGUUUCAGUGUGAUAUUGUAAAGGUGGAAUAUAUAUAUGGCAGGAACUGCACACACUGAGAUCUUCCUAUCCAUGAAGGACCAUCCCUACCAGCCCUGAGAACCAUGGUAAAGUAGAAGAAGUCUUGAAAAAAAAAAGACAAUUGAGGAAAGUGUGGUUCAAAUGAGGAGCAGCAUGAGAAGGUUUUUCAAAGCACAGCGGGAUGAGGAUUACAGUCAGAUCCAGUAUCUGACGGCCAAGUGCACUCGCUUGGCUCAUGAAAAAGCGGUUGUGGACAGAGAGUUCCUCUUGUCCAGUGAGAGGGAGAGGAAGCUGCUGAACGACCUGAACACUGUGACCACACGACUAGUCCAGCAGGAGCAGCUGAACACGGAGCUGAGGAGGAAGGAGAACCAGCUCAUCACCAGGAUCCACCAGCAACAGCGACUCGUGGUCAAACUGCGUCAACACGUGGUCCUGCUGCUGGAAGACAGCUCCCAGAAUGCCGAUCUGCUGUGGCAGGUGGGCUCAGAGCUGAUGUGUCUGCAGCGCUCUGAGGUGAGGCUGGAGAGUCUGGUGGAGGAGCUGAACGACGAGGCACAUCACAGAGCUGCUGAGGCUGAGAGCCUCCAGGAAGAGCUGCAUGCUGAGGCCCAGCUCAGGGCAGAGCUGCACGCUGAGGCCCAGCUCAGGGCAGAGCUGACUGAGAGCCUCCAGGCAGAGAUUCAUGAUAAGACAAUGGAGUUAGAGGAGCUACAGGAAAUCACCAAAGAUCUGACUGAGGAGGUAAAGAAUCUAACCACAGCCCAUCAAACAGAGGUGAUGGUACUGCAGCAGGAAAAUGAGCGAAGCCUGCGGAAACUACAACAGACGGCAGAGCAGUUUGAGUGGCUGUGUCAUCAACAGCGCUACUGGGUGUGUUGUGUUAAAAAGUUCAAAGACGGUCUGCUGGAGGAGAGAGAAGGUCUUCUGCAACAGGUCAACACGCUGCACAGGGAAGCCAAGAAAUUUAGGACACGUUUAUGGGGCGACAGACCCACGAACAGUCACUGUUGCCCCCCACAGGACACAGAGAGUUGUGACAGAAUUGCAUCCUGGGAUCUAGAUGAAAUGGAGUCUCAUGUGGAGAAGACAAACACGUACAAGAAGAUCUUCAACGAGGCAGGGGCUCCUAUCAGCGGACACCAGAAACCUCCAUGAGGACAGAAGCUUGGAGCCUGUACUCAUCUGUGUUUUCUCUUCCCACCUUCUGCAAAACCAAACAUAAUGACAAGAUGUUUGCGUGUGUGGUUAGCUAUGCUGAAUGCUUCCCAGUCAUUGUGUGAAAAAAUAAAAAAAUAAACAAAAACAGAUCACAAACAGCACAAACAGACCCUGUAGAAACCAUACAUAAACUUGUCCGUCUUUCACAAUUGCUCAUCUGUCAUGAAGGACGUCGUCUUGACGACAGAUGAUGAAAUAAAUCCUGUGAUAGCUGGGCUUCUGUCCUUUUUUGCCGUGACAGAUGCACAUCAUAUGUGCCUGUGAGUAUCUGUUCACAUUUGGCAGUAAUUGUCCAUUGUUUAAAACCUUGUAAUCACCACUACUUUGGGGAGCAACAGCACCUGAGAAUGUGUCUUUUUUGCGUGUUGCCAGUGACUCCUUGCAGAGGAACUAGCAGCUGGUCCACAGAGGAAACAAUAAAUGUGUUGUUUUGACCAACGUAACCUCAACUGAUUGUUUCCCCAUUGAGAUCUUGCAAUGUGUUGACUUUGAAGAUCCCAAUGGUUUUAUGAAUCUACUGACAUUUCCUUGUUAGGUGAUGAUAUUAGCCUCAAGCUAAUG
Messenger RNA from Cynoglossus semilaevis (tongue sole), 2155 nucleotides. RefSeq names its product kinectin. The coding region runs from base 515 to 1531 and encodes 338 amino acids. The transcript has 8 exons. The record is from RefSeq and is a predicted model, not a curated record. Lineage: Eukaryota; Metazoa; Chordata; Actinopteri; Pleuronectiformes; Cynoglossidae.